Phascolarctos cinereus (koala) is the source of this 5917-nucleotide messenger RNA. RefSeq names its product Rap guanine nucleotide exchange factor like 1 (gene RAPGEFL1). NCBI's taxonomy places the organism in Eukaryota, Metazoa, Chordata, Mammalia, Diprotodontia, Phascolarctidae. Gene Ontology annotation, biological process: Ras protein signal transduction. Gene Ontology annotation, molecular function: guanyl-nucleotide exchange factor activity. The record is from RefSeq and is a predicted model, not a curated record. Gene Ontology annotation, cellular component: plasma membrane.
GCCCCAAAUCCUGCCCAGGGACGUUGUCAAGGCAACUAGAUUAAUCUGGUAACAGCCUCAUGUGAAGGGAGGAGCUCUCCCUCGCUUUGCUUACACAGAGCUGCUUCCUCCAGAGCUUCAGCCCACUCCAGCUGCCCCAUUGCAGCCAAUGUCCUUGGGUAUUCUGGUGUCCUUACAGAAGGGAUCGAGGAGACCAACCUGCAGAUUGCUGCUGGAGCUUCUUGACCACACAUGCUCACUUCUACUCUCCUCCCUCAAAAAUUCACUUAACACAUGGUUGUGCAUGACUGCAUUUGUGUGAACAUGUUCUGGCACACAUGUACCCUGGCAUGCACACGCAUAGACAUGUAUAUGCAUCUACUUCAAUUCUACCACCACUCCCUGCUUUUCCCCAGCCCCACCCUAGACCAUGGCACAGUAAACAGGGGUGGGGCAUUGCCCAGGGCUGGUACUGCCUCACCUCUCCCACAGAGUACAACCUAGGAAUGCCUAUCCCCACACUUAACCCUGUACACACCCAAAAUCUGCCCUUCAUAAUUUACCUUAGGGGCAGAAUUUUAGUUUGGGCAUCAGGUCUCUAAUGUGUAGAAGGCUUAUGGAACCGAUUAGAGUGCAAGACUGCAGUCUCCAGACAGCCCUUUCUGCCUGAUAACUAAUGGGUGUUCCCAAUGCUGUUCCCUCAGCUGCUGUUGCCAGCUACAAACAGGUAACUCUUGAAUGCUCACUGAUAUUCAGGGUCUCAGCUCCUGUUGCCAGUUGGGCCCAGGUGCCUUUGAGCUGUUGGUCUCUUCCACCUGGCUGCUGCUGCUCCUUAGCCAGCCUGACCUGCCAAAACUUGUUCAUCUGCUCGUACCUGCCCUAGAGAGGGCAACCAGGCACCACCUUAUUGUGUCCUGUCAGGCUUCUGAGAGCAAGCAGGCACCACCCCACUGUACCCUGCCCUGCUGCUGGACAGCACCAGCACAGCCAAGAGAUUAUUGCACAGAGAUCUCAGUCAGGAGGGUGUGGAGUGGUGAUAGAACCUGCCCAUGCCAGUUUUCCUAAGCUGCAUACUCUUGGAAGUAGAAAAUAGGGACGGAGACGACAACAUCCAGUCAGUUAUCUGCCCUGGACGGAUAGAGCUAGAGGAAAGUUGGGUAGAUGUCUAUACCACAGAUCACCCUUGAAUGAAGUCUGACUACACUCAGGGGUCUAGGUUGGGAAAGAGACAAAUGUUGGCCUCUGUAGUGUACCAUGCCGCCCCCACCCCAUUUAUUUCUGAACGGCAUUUCUUGUCCGCAUUGACCUCACUUCAGUCCCAGAUCUCUCCCAGGGGUCACAUCUUGGCCCAGCGCAGCCAGUGGGCGGGUCCAAGGAUGGGGGCCGAACCUGGGAGGGAACAGGGGUGGGUCUCGGCCCGAAGGGGCGUGGUCUCAGCUCUGCCACCUUCCCGGGGGCCGGGAGCGCAGCCGUCGCCGCCUCCUGUUCGGUGUCCUCGGCUCUUGCUGUACGCCUGCCGCCUCAGCUGCAACCUCCGGGCCCCGGGGCCCAUGAGCUAAGGGGCACCGGAUCUACACCCGGGCCACCCGCCUGGGCCCGGCACCGUUUGAAGAGGCAUGGGGGGCUGCUGAGAGCCUGUCUCUUCCUGCUGGCAUCUCCUGGGGGCACUGGACAUUGGACUCCAGCCAGCUGCCAACCAGCCACGGGUACUACUGCUCCCUGGUCUCGGCGCCUGACACAACCCUUCGAUCUGCCCUAUUUCGGUUCUAAGCAUCCCUGCGCUACCCCCCGCCCGCGGCCCGGACACCUGGGUCCUCCCGGCGGUCCCGGCGGGGGCGGGGGGGUUGGGGUAUGAAGCCGCUGGAAAAAUUUUUGAAGAAGCAGACGUCGCAGCUGGCUGGGCGGGCUGUAGGAACAGGACCCGGAGGGGGCACUGGGGGGUGUGGCGGGCCUGGGGGCGGAGGGGGAGGAGGGCCUGCGGGAGGUAGUGGCCCAGUGGGGGGACCCCGACAGCUGCAGAGACGCCAAAGUGUAUCUCGCUUGCUGCUCCCUUCUUUUCUCCGGGAACCCCCGGCCGAACCCGGGCUGGAGCCGCCUACGGAGGAGGAAGAGGGAGAGGCUGGCAGGACCGCUGGGGAGCCAGUUGGAGGGGGACCCUGCUGGUUGCAGCUGGAUGAAGCACCGGGGCCCGGCCCACUUGGAGUAGGGGGGCCUCUUCGCUCCCCUUCUUCCUACUCAUCGGAUGAACUGUCCCCAGGAGAGCCCCUCACUCCACCUCCCUGUCUCCCUCUGGGGGCCCUCGACCAGCCUGAGCAUCUACUGAACCGAAUCCUAGAGCGGCUGGCUGGAGGGGCUCCCAGGGACAGUGGGACCUCAGACAUUCUGCUGGAUGAUUUUGUCCUCACUCACUCGCUCUUCCUCCCUACUGAGCGCUUCCUGCAGGAGCUCUACCAGUACUUUGUUCAGUCAGAUGGUACUGAGGGAGCUGAGGGGCUAGGCCGGAAACAGGCAUGCUUAGCUGUGCUCCUCCACUUUCUGGAAACAUACCAAGGAUUACUCCAGGAGGAAGAGGGCGCUGGUCGAAUCAUUAAGGAUCUAUAUCUGCUGAUCAUGAAAGAUGAGUCUCUCUACCAGGAUCUCCGAGAGGACACCCUAAGACUACACCAGCUGGUGGAGACAGUAGAACUUAAGAUUCCAGAAGAGAGUCAACCACCCAGCAAGCAAGUGAAGCCACUCUUUCGUCACUUCCGCCGAAUAGACUCCUGUCUUCAAACUCGGGUGGCUUUUCGGGGCUCAGAUGAGAUCUUCUGCAGGGUCUACAUGCCUGACCACUCAUAUGUGACAAUCCGAAGCCGCCUAUCAGCGUCAGUGCAAGACAUCCUGGGUUCAGUGUCAGAGAAGCUGCAGUACUCAGAGGAGUCAGCCGGGCGUGAGGACCCCCUCAUCCUUGUGGCUGUGGCAUCCUCAGGAGAGAAAGUCCUGCUACAGCCCAGUGAAGAUUGUGUCUUUACCACCCUGGGCAUCAAUAGCCACUUGUUCGCCUGUACCCGGGACUGCUAUGAAGCACUGGUGCCCCUCCCUGAGGAGAUCCAGGUGUCCCCUGGGGACACAGAGAUUCACCGAGUGGAGCCUGAGGAUAUUGCUAAUCACCUCACUGCCUUCCACUGGGAGCUGUUCAGAUGCGUGCAUGAGCUGGAGUUCGUGGACUACGUGUUCCAUGGGGAGAGGGGCCGGCGAGAGACAGCCAACCUGGAGCUUUUGCUUCAGCGGUGCAGUGAGGUCACCCACUGGGUGGCCACAGAGGUUCUGCUCUGUGAACCCCUCGGGAAGCGAGCGCAGCUGCUCAAGAAGUUCAUCAAGAUUGCAGCCGUCUGUAAGCAGAAUCAGGACCUGUUGUCUUUCUACGCUGUGAUUAUGGGGCUGGAUAAUGCCGCUGUCAGCCGCCUUCGGCUCACCUGGGAGAAACUUCCUGGGAAAUUCAAGAACUUGUUCCGAAAAUUUGAGAAUUUGACAGACCCCUGCAGGAACCACAAAAGUUACAGAGAGGUUGUAUCUAAGAUGAAGCCACCAGUGAUUCCCUUCGUGCCUCUGAUCCUCAAAGAUUUGACAUUCCUGCAUGAAGGCAGCAAGACUCUUCUGGAUGGAUUAGUCAACAUCGAGAAGCUGCAUUCAGUGGCAGAAAAAGUGAGAACAAUCCGUAAAUACAGGAGUCGGCCCCUCUGCCUGGAGAUGGAAGCAUCGCCUCACCACCUGCAGACAAAGGCCUAUGUGCGCCAGUUCCAGGUCAUUGACAACCAGAAUCUGCUCUUUGAGCUCUCCUACAAGUUGGAGGCCAAUAGUCAGUGAGGGUGGUAGUGGUGUUGGGGGUACCAGUCCAGGUACUUCUCCAGGAGCUCCUGGUACCCACACCUGGCACUCAAGCACUUUGCACGUGGGUCCCUCUCCUCUUCCCAUCUCCUCCUUGCUCUGACAGAUCUCCUUCCUCCUUGAGGGUUGGUUAGAAAUCAGCUUUGUUGCACUGAGAUCUUAUGCCUGUCCCUUCCAGGCUACCUGAAUUUUGAUUUUCCAGACUCUUCCUCCCCUUCUGCCUCUGUUCUUGGCCAAAAUUUCACCCUCCCAUCUCACCCCCUGCCCCAAGACAGUGAAAAGAGGUGGUAGUUUUCUCUUCUGUCCCCUUCCUGUAGCAGGGUCAGUCUGGGGAUGGAAUUUCCAGCCCCCACCUCCUCAGGUAGGAAGGAAUACUGCAGGGUAGGGUAGAAAAGGAAUUGUGGAGGGAAAACCAGCAGCCUCCAUAUUUGCCAUACCUCUUAGCUUCUUCUCUUGUGGUCUUGGGAGCCCUCUUUGCUGUGAACGGAGAGGGACUCCCCUUCCAAAACUUUAUCUUACCCCUUUGUACAGCUCUCCCUUUCCCAGAGUUAGUUGGGGGAGUUGUUGUGAGAAAGGAAGGGGAUCUCCAGCUAGCAAAAUGGGGGUGCAUUGUACAAAGAGAUCUCUGCUGUUUGGUGCUACCCUUGUCUGCCUCGGCCCUGGAAGGGGCCUGGGUGUUUUCUUCAUUCUCUCUUCCCCACCAACCCCUUCCCUGUUUCUACUCCUACUCCGCUCCCCAGGUGCUGCCCUACAUGCCCAGGCUUGUGGGUGAAGCUCUCCCUGGGGGCAGGGAGCAGCAGCAGGUGGGAGGUGUACCCAUGGGCCCCUGUGCAAUUCCCUCUGUCCUUUCCUCUCCCCCAUUUCCAAAAUAUCCCUGGGUGGGGGUGAGAGGGCAGCAGAUGCUCAGGGAAACAUAGACUUAAGCUGCCUAGUGUACUCAUCCCUCUUCUCCUGGGAGGUAUAGAAGAGGGAAAUGAGGCACAGAGUCAGGAGUUAAGGGUCCUUGCUGACAAAUGCCACCUUUAUCCUAUUUUAUUUGCUUUGGGGUAUCUAGUCACUGAAAUGGGAAUAGAAGAUGGGAAGGUGGAUAUCUGUGCCUCUCCCUCUGUUUCUAUUCUUUCCUUUCUCCCAGUCAGGGUUAGGGUGGAUCUGGCUUCUCAUUCCUUGGGCAGGGGAUCCUCUUCCCCCAAGAAGAGGAGGCUCUAAAGGCAGAGGAUGGAACUUGUGUGGCAAUGCCUUUGCUACCUCUCUCUCUGUCUCUCCCACCAUGGGCCUCCCAGGUUGGGAGUCGAGGGGGUGUAGGUACAGAGGCCCCUGGCAGCUACUGGGCAUGGUUUCUUGGCACUACCCUGCCCUCCUAUCUGGCUCCUCCUCUCCCUUUUUGUGGCAGCUGUUGCUGCUUCUUUUCCUUUGAGAAUGUAUAUAUUUUUUACUAAAUGCUCUUUAAUUGUAAAUUUAUUUUUUAAAACAAAAGAGGGAAAGAGCCUUGUAUAAUAUGUAAUGCUGUAUCAUACGUAACACUGUACAGUCCCUUUUAUAUGGCCCAUCUGUCUUGUUCUUGCUACAAAAUGUCCCUACACCCACACGCAGACACUACCAUACACUCCCAAUGUACACAUUCCCUGUUCCCAACUCAUCUCCCUAUCCCAUCCCCCAUCUGUGCAAUUUCCUUCUUAAUCCCCCUUAUCUUCUCUCCCCAGUGCCACUCAAAAAAAAAAUCAUAUAGCUUUUUUGCCAUGCUCACACCUCCUAACUCUCCCUAACUCUCUCUUACCUGUUGUAGUAUCCUCCUGCCCUUCCCUGCUCUUAGGUACACUUAUACAAGUGUGUUUGAGCGUUUUAACACACUUCUAAAUGAAUUCACUUUUGGUCACAUUGGCUUUCCUCCAAUCUCCUCACCCCCCCCCACUUCCUUAUUCUCACCCAUGUAUCCACUGCCUCGAACUGCCUGCCUCUAUUUCCACCUACCAAACCCAACCCCCCCCCCACGACAACUUUAACAGAAUGAAUGGUGUGGACUGUGUAGUUUUGGUUGUUGGGCAGAAAAAGGCCAAUAAAGUCUCUGAACUAA